AAGAACGGGGCAAAAAUGAAGCACCACAGCAAAAACAAAACCAGUUAAAAAAAAUUAGAAGUUUCAAUUUCUAAACUGUUUGAUUCGAUCAAAAGGAUUCAAAUCUGUAACAAUGGCGACUAUGUUUGAAUUCGAUGAAUCGGAUAUCUGGAGUUCAUCAAACCAUCAUCAUCAGCACCAUAUUUCAUCUGAUCAUCAUCAGAAUCAAUUCAAGAAACCGAUUCGCAGUCAAAAAUCGUUGAAAAAGACUAUCGAUCAUCAUCAUUUGAGUACGACUCCAAAAACUGGAUCGUUGCCAGUGAAUGUACCAGAUUGGGCGAAGAUACUAAGACAGGAACAGAGGAGAGAACAAGUAUAUGAUGAUGAUGAAUCUGAUGAGGAUGAUGAAGAUUGUGGUAAUAAGAGAAUACCUCCUCAUGAGUUUUUAGCAAAACAGUUUGCGAGAACAAGAGUUUGUGCUGCUUCAUUUUCUGUUCAUGAAGGAAUUGGAAGAACUCUUAAAGGUAGAGAUUUGAGUAGAGUUAGAAAUGCUAUUUGGGAGAAAACUGGUUUUGAAGAUUAAUCUGAAUCUAAAUAUCUGAUCAAGCCGAUCGUAUUAUUAUGGAUCUAAAACCUAACUUAUUAUUAUUAUUAACUUAAGAUUAUCACAGAAAAAAUUGGAAUUUUUGAAGUAAUUAUAUUAUUAUUAUUAUGAGUUUAGUAUUAGAUUUGAAAUUUGGAAAUUUUAAUUAUGCGCUGGUUUUUAUUUUUAUUUUGGGGUUUAAUCAAUGUAAUUUUCGGGGAAAUAUAGUAAUUUUUAAUGAAGAAAAAAUUUGGAAUUAUUAAGAUUUUGUUUUUGUA
This is a messenger RNA of Papaver somniferum (opium poppy), 840 nucleotides long. RefSeq lists its product as uncharacterized. Bases 113 to 562 code for a protein of 149 amino acids. Lineage: Eukaryota; Viridiplantae; Streptophyta; Magnoliopsida; Ranunculales; Papaveraceae. The record is from RefSeq and is a predicted model, not a curated record. The transcript has a single exon.